Molecule: messenger RNA, 3197 nt
Organism: Clunio marinus
Lineage: Eukaryota; Metazoa; Arthropoda; Insecta; Diptera; Chironomidae
Source: the annotation of a GenBank genome assembly
GUUGAAACUCGUUGCAGGCGAUAGAUCGACUCUUUUAGUGAACAAGAUAGCAACAAAAUAACACAAUGAUUAUUCGACUUUUGACAAUCGGCCUCUGCUUGAUCUCAGGAAUCACUUCAGCACCACGCAGCAUAGCAAAGAAUGGAAAUAACUUUCAAUUUAUAAUCUUGCAUAACAAUGAUAUGCAUGCACGAUUUGAACAGACAGGUGUACUCAGUAAUAAGUGCAGUAAGGCUGAUGCAGACGCCAAUAAAUGCUAUGGUGGAUUCGCACGAGUUGCACAUGAAGUUAGAGAGUAUCGAAAGCAAGCUGAGGAUGGGAAAAUUCCUAAAGUUUUAUAUUUAAAUGCUGGUGAUACUUACACUGGGACGCCUUGGUUUUCCCUUUACAAAGACAAAAUUGCUUCGGAUUUCUUGAAGAUAUUGAAACCUGAUGCGAUUUCACUUGGAAACCAUGAAUUCGAUGAAGGAAGCGAAAAUCUAGCAAAAUUCUUGAACGAAAUCGAUUUCCCUGUUCUUGCGGCAAAUCUGGACCUUGAGAAAGAACCACAACUUCAAACUGAGUACUUAAAGCCGUCAACUGUCUUUACACUCGAUGGGCGAAAAAUUGGAAUUAUCGGAUAUUUAACACCAGAAACUAAAGAAGUUGCAAUCCAAAAUGAUGUUGAAUUUAUCGACGAAGUUGUUGCUUUAAAUAAAGAAGCAGAGAAAUUGAAAGUUGAAGGUGUCAAUAUUAUCAUCGCAUUAGGUCAUUCAGGAUAUGAACGCGACAAAGAAAUUGCAGAACAAUGUCCUGACAUUGAUUUGGUGAUUGGUGCUCACACAUUUCUCUUCACUGGUCAGUCACCAGACAUUGAAAAACCUUUGGGAGAUUUCCCAACAUGGGUGACACAACCAAAUGGAAAGAAAGUUCCCGUCGUUCAAGCUUAUGCGUUCACUAAAUAUCUCGGAUAUUUACAUCUUGAAUUUGAUGAUGAUGGCAAUUUAAUUGAAAUUGAUGGAACGCCAAUCUUGUUAAAUGCUUCAAUUCCACGGGAUCCCGACGUUCUUGCUUUGCUUGAAACUUAUCGACCCGGCAUUUUAGAACUAGAAAAUGAUAUUGUCGGAAUAACAAAAGUUCUUCUCGAUGGAUCAUGUCGAAGAAAUGAAUGCAACUUGGGAAACUUCUUAGCUGAUGCAAUGGUUGAUUGGUAUGCAUUCAAAUAUGAAUCAAACGAAUUUUGGACUGAUGCAUCGAUUGCCUUAUUACAAGGUGGGGGAAUUCGAGCUUCUAUCGAUCAUAGAUCGAAUAAUGGUGAAAUAACAAAAGAAGACGCUGCCACAGUACUUCCAUUUGAAAGUAAAAUUGAAGUCGUUGAAGUGAGUGGAAAAGCUUUAUUGGAAGCACUCGAGCAUUCAGUUCAUCGAUUCACAGAUGGUGAACCGCGUGGUGAAUUUCUUCAAUUGUCGGGAGUGCAAGUUGUUUAUGACAUGAAUAAACCAUCUGGUCAACGUGUUGUCGAAGCGAAAGUUCUUUGCGCAAAGUGUGCGAUUCCAGAACUGCAAGAAAUCAACGAAACAGAGAUGUACAAGAUUAUAAUGCUUGACUUUUUAGCUGAUGGCGGUGAUGGGUUUGAAAUGUUCAAAGGAAAAUCAGUGCAAAAGUUUGAUGAACUUGAUGUGGAUAUAUUUGUUGAGUAUAUUAAAAAGAAAUCUCCAAUUCACCCAGCAGUUGAAUGGAGAAUCACAAUCAAAGAUUUCAUCGAUGUUGAAGAAAAUGUUGUUGGAAGCACGAAAGUGUUAUUAGAUGGAAAUUGUCGUCAAAGUGAAUGUAAUUUAGGAAACUUCAUCACAGAUGCGAUGGUUGAUUGGCAUGCAACGAAUUAUAAUGACGGUGAACAUUGGACUGAUGCAGCAAUUGCCAUCAUUCAAGGAAGUAGGAUCAAAGCUUCUAUUGAUUCAAAAAUGAAUAAUGGAAGAAUUUUAAAAAGUGAAGCAUCAAACGUUUUCCAGCCAGCAUUUUUCAAUCUUAACUUGGUAAACUUUACUGGUGACGAACUUUUGAAACUUCUUGAACAUUCAGUAUCGACUUAUGGAAACAUAAAUAAUUUGGAAUUCUUACAAAUGUCGGGCAUUCAAGUUACUUUCGAUGUGAAUAAGCCUGUUGGUCAACGUGUCACUGAUGUUAAAGUUCUUUGUGCACAAUGUAGCGUUCCUGAGUUACAAACAUUACAACCAACGGGACAUUACAAAGUCAUCAUGCAAUCGAUUUUAGCUUCUGGUGCUGAUGGAUUUGGAACUGUGAUUGGAACUAAAUUGAAUGAAGAUUUGGGUGAAUCUGACUUUAACGUUUUCAUUGAAUAUCUUGAGAAGAAGUCACCAGUUCAUCCAGCUGUUGAAUGGAGAAUAACAAUCAAAGAUUUCGUUGAUGAUAAUGAAGUUGUUGGAAGUACAAAAGUUUUACUUGACAGUAUUUGCACUCAAAAUGAAUGCAAUUUGGGUAACUUUAUCACUGAUGCGAUGGUUGAUUGGAAUGCUUUGAAUCAUCAUGAUAGUGAAUAUUGGACUGAUGCUUCGAUCGCUGUCAUCCAGGGAAGUAAAAUUAAAGCUUCUUACCAUCCAGAAUUAAACGAAGGAAAAAUCACAAGAAAAGAAGCUGCAGACGUUUUUGAACAACAAUUUCAUAAUCUUAGUGUGGUUGACUUGACCGGAGAAGAACUUUUGAAACUUCUUGAACAUUCAAUAUCAAAUUUUGAAAAUCAAAAUAAUUUUGAGUUCCUUCAAAUGUCGGGCAUUCAAGUUACUUUCGAUGUGAAUAAGCCUGUUGGUCAACGUGUCACUGAUGUCAAAGUUCUUUGUGCGCAAUGUAGCGUUCCUGAGUUACAAACGUUGGAGCCAACGGGACAUUACAAGGUCAUCAUGCAAUCAGUAUUAGCUUCGGGUGGCGAUGGAUUUGAGACUGUGAUUGGAAUGAAGCCACAUCAAGAUUUGGGUGAAACUGAUGUCAAUGUUUUCAUUGAGUAUCUUGAGAAAAAAUCUCCAGUUUAUCCAGCUGUUGAAUGGAGAAUAACAAUUACCAGAGGCUCAAUAGAAGUACCAGCAACUGAAGAACCUACAACCGUCGAACCCACCACAGCAAGUGCAACUUCGAGUUUUUAUAACUUUUCAGUUGUUUUAAUUCUGUUGCCAACAAUUUUAAACUUUUUAAACAAAAACUGA